AUGACUUUAGCGAGCGUACCAUAUUGGCUGUCUAGAGGCAAGGCGGCUGUGGAAGAAUUAUGGCACGAGUAUAGGAACCUCUGCGUCGAGCAAGAUACGAUUCCCGAACAGCCGACCGUGGCAAGGAGAUCAACGGAGUUAGACGAUUUCAUGUCCUCGGUGAGGAAGCUCAGCACGCAGCCUGCACCAUCAACUUCUGCCAGACGUGACGAGUAUGCGGAGUGGGUAGCUACGACCGACCCGGGAGAUUGCCUAGUGGACGACCCUAUUCAGUACUGGCUUCAUCGUUGUCGCCAGUACCCGCGGCUGUCAAGGAUGGCUAUUGACCUAUUCUCGGUGCCAGCUAUGUCCUCCGAGCCAGAGCGCAUUUUUGAUCUAGCAGGGCAGAAGGUUACUACGCAGAGAGGACGGCUUAAAGCGGACCUUAUAGGGGCUGCGCAGUGUAUAUCGUCCUGGGAUAAAAGUGAGGUCAUCUAA
Messenger RNA from Beauveria bassiana ARSEF 2860, 477 nucleotides. RefSeq names its product transposase-like protein. The record is from RefSeq and is a predicted model, not a curated record. Gene Ontology annotation, molecular function: protein dimerization activity. The transcript is spliced from 2 exons. Lineage: Eukaryota; Fungi; Ascomycota; Sordariomycetes; Hypocreales; Cordycipitaceae. Bases 1 to 477 code for a protein of 158 amino acids.